Solea senegalensis (Senegalese sole) is the source of this 1989-nucleotide messenger RNA. It is a transcript of the gene fbxo5, whose product is annotated as F-box protein 5. Gene Ontology annotation, biological process: regulation of mitotic nuclear division; negative regulation of meiotic nuclear division. Gene Ontology annotation, cellular component: nucleus. The coding region runs from base 178 to 1527 and encodes 449 amino acids. Lineage: Eukaryota; Metazoa; Chordata; Actinopteri; Pleuronectiformes; Soleidae. The record is from RefSeq and is a predicted model, not a curated record. The transcript has 6 exons. Gene Ontology annotation, molecular function: protein binding; zinc ion binding.
AAUUCGCAGCAGGACUGGCGGACUUUUAGUUUGAGGAGGAUUUUAAGUGAGGAGGAGCAGGGGGUUCUUAGUCGCUGUGCAGCUCAGACGGUAAAAGGAGGGAAGCGGCUGUCUUGACUGUUUACAACACUAUCUGCAAACGUGAGGGAUCUACACAGGGUGUAGGUUUUACUCUUCAUGAGAGCUACAAUGAAAUGCCCUCACUAUAAUGCCAGCAAGACCAACAGCAUGGAGAAAAGCUCUGCUAACGUGGCUGCUGCUGACUAUAAAGGGCUUCACCUCAAAACCUCCCCAGUGAAGGAGCCCAUCUUCGCCAAGCCCCAGUGUCCACCUGCAGCACAGACCACAGUGCUGUUCCCCCUCAAUGACACCACUGGAGCCAUCCACAACAAAGAGAACAGUGCCAUUAGCAGGGAACAUGAUGGGACCCUGGACGAAGGCUUGGAGGACAGCGGCUAUCUGUCCCUGCACAACAGUAGAAUUGAUGAACACCAUGGUGACGAGGAGGAUGACCACGUCCAUGGAAAACCCACUACCACCCUGCCACCUUCUGGUGCUCAUCAGGAGAAGACGGUGUCACCGCGCAAAUCUCCCUCCAAAUGUCAAAGAAGGACAGACUCUGGCUGUCAUAAGGUGGCUGCUUCCACUCCUGUUGCUUGUCACAGGAGGAGACUGCUGUCAUCCACCCCUUCUGACAAUCACAGUGACCCCAACCUGCCUAUACUGAACUUUCAGAGGGAUGUGUGUGAAAAGCUAACUGAGGGCUAUCGUAAAAAUAAGAGGUUUGACUGGAGCAUCGUCGCAAAGGUAGCAGAGGAUCAUAUCUUGGAUCGGGUGAUUGGAGGACAUAUGGGACUUGAGUAUGUUGACAUAUUUACAUCUCUGUUGUCCAGGAAUAUGAGAAGCAUCCUUGCCAACAUCCUGGCCCUGCUGGGAGACAUGGACCUGAUUAGCUGUAAGAAAGUGAGCAGGACGUGGAGGCAAAUCAUCUGUGAGGACAAUAAGUCUCUUAACAGGUGUCGGGAAGCUGAGGAGAUGCACAGGGAGUCAACAAGCCCCCUGAGUAAAAGAGAUUGUGGUCUGACGAGAGACGUGGCUGUAUCCAGGGUGGUGCUGUCCUGCAUGCAGAGCCGUGCCUCCGCGAGCAAACCAGCAUCCUCUUCUUCCUCAGCCUCCCAAAGCUGCAGGGUCACGAGACGGACUGCUUCCUCUCAGAAAGGCCCAGCACAAAACUCUCAAUGCACACGCUUCAAUGAAUUUAUGCAGGCCGCUGGCAGUCUAAAGCAGCACGAGUCUCUACGCCCCUGCAAACGCUGCGGCUCCCCAGCAACUCACUCAUCCGAGACCCAGAGGGCGAUAUGCACACGCUCCAACUGUCGCUUUGACUUCUGCACCUGCUGCCAAGAGGCUUACCACAGCUCAACCCCCUGCCGAACGGUGCAGCCACGACCUCACUUCUUCACCUCCAAAACCACCCCGGUAUUACCAGGAAGCGCCCGCAGCAAGAGGAAUAUCAGGCGCCUGUGACAGAGUUUUUAAAGAGAUUUUAAUCACUGAACCUUUUAACAGUACAGGACAGGACGUCUUUCUCUGCAUCGGCAGCUUUUCCAGUAGCUCGGACAGGGAGGGCAUCAUUCUACAUAUGUGGCCCCUGUACGAGCGCUGUAGCAAUAAAAUUUUGUGUUACGUGCUGAACUCUGAACCAAGCACUUGAUUAAAACACAACUGGGACAAUCAACCAGAAAAGUGUCAUCUGGUCAAAACUGUUGUUGUCUGUGAGCAACAAACAAAAAAGAGAAAUGCACACUGAACUGAACAUGUACAGCUUUUAUGUUUUAAAGUAAGAUGAAUGUAACUUUGAUGUACUGUCACUUUUAAAUAGUUUUGUGUACAUGUAUAUAUUUUCCUUUUAAAUAAAUAUUGAUCGUCAGGUCUUUAAAUGUUUAAAUGUAUAUUUCUAUAAUCUAAAUACAUGCUUCAUAAACAUAA